CAGUGGUGGUAACUCGUGGAUAACCAAAGACAUAAAAUGGCGCCAUCUUUGAGUAGGUUGCGAAGCACAUUGUUAGUCAAAACAAUCGCCGAAAUCGCAAUCUAUUUUUAGGUGGCACCCACCGAGCUACGGUACUUGACCGUUUUUCUCGGGCGUCGAAAAAAAGAACGGACGGUAGGAGCGGUUAAACGCGAGCGACGUUGAGUUUUCGGGAAAAGGUUCAACGACCUCUCUCUCUCUCACUCUCUCACUCUCUCUCUCUCUCUCUCUCUCUUUGUAUAUCUAUCUAUCUAUCUAUCUUUCUCUCUCUCUCUCUUUCUUUCUCUCUCUAUUUCUCUCAUUCUAUCUCUCUCUCUCUCUCUCUCUCUGUGUCCGUCUCUCUCUCUCUUUCUCAUAGGGUAACACACAUAGAAAGCGUGCGUGUGACAAGAGUGCCCCGACCGGCCAUGUUUAUACCGUAGUGAAUUUUGAGUAAACGCCGAGCCGAAAUCCCACGAGUCGAGUUUUCCACGUGCGCCCGCACGACGAGAUAGUCUCGCGUCCAAUAGUACCAGAAAAGUGACACGUAUAAUUACGAUAUGGAAUCCAGCGAGAGAGGGUUAAGUUUGGAAAAUAGUAACAUGUCGAUGUCAUCAGUAGGUCCACAAAGUCCGCUGGACAUCAAACCCGACACGGCUAGUCUUAUAAAUCCAGGAAACUUCAGUCCUUCUGGUCCUAACAGUCCAGGAUCCUUCAACGCUGCUGGUUGUCACAGCAACCUCUUGAGUACGUCGCCAAGUGGACAGAACAAGGCAGUUACACCCUACCCACCGAAUCACCCUCUAUCAGGCAGCAAACAUCUUUGUUCGAUCUGUGGUGACCGAGCUAGUGGCAAACACUACGGUGUUUACAGCUGCGAGGGUUGUAAAGGAUUCUUCAAAAGGACCGUACGUAAGGAUCUAUCGUAUGCGUGCCGCGAAGAAAAGUCCUGUAUAAUCGACAAAAGACAAAGAAAUCGUUGUCAGUAUUGUCGAUAUCAAAAAUGUUUGGCGAUGGGAAUGAAAAGAGAAGCGGUACAGGAGGAACGACAACGUACCAAGGAAAGAGAUCAGAGCGAGGUCGAAAGUACAAGCAGUCUUCACUCUGACAUGCCGAUCGAACGUAUUUUGGAAGCUGAGAAACGAGUUGAAUGCAAGGUCGAGCAUGAAGGAAAUUACGAGAAUGCAAUAUCGCACAUUCGCAACGCCACGAACAAACAGCUGUUCCAGCUGGUGGCAUGGGCCAAGCACAUCCCGCAUUUUACCUCGUUGCCGUUGGAGGAUCAGGUACUAUUACUCAGGGCUGGUUGGAACGAGUUGCUGAUAGCAUCCUUUUCUCAUCGUUCCAUCAAUGUCAAGGACGGUAUCGUUUUGGCCACUGGCAUUACCGUCAACCGUAAUUCGGCGCAACAGGCUGGCGUAGGGACGAUAUUUGAACACGUAUUAUCCGAACUCGUAACUAAGAUGCGAGAAAUGGAAAUGGACAAAACUGAAUUAGGUUGUCUAAGAUCAAUAAUCCUCUUCAACCCUGACGUACGAGGUUUAAAAUCCAUCCAAGAGGUCAGUCUACUACGUGAGAAGAUUUAUGCGGCUUUAGAAGAAUAUACACGUGUAUCUUGUCCGAACGAUCCAGGAAGAUUCGCUAAGCUAUUGCUUCGCUUACCGUCCAUUCGUUCGAUCGGCCUCAAAUGUCUCGAACAUCUCUUCUUCUACAAGCUGAUCGGUGAUGUACCGAUCGACGAUUUCCUAAUGGAGAUGCUGGAGUCACCCUCGGAUCCUUAGGAACAAAGGGUGUGCCGCAUUCUGGGGCACACCGAUCUCUGAACAAGAGAGAGAGAGAGAGAGAGAGAGAGAGAGAGAGAGAAAUAGAGAGAGAGAGAGA
This is a messenger RNA of Vespa crabro (European hornet), 1899 nucleotides long. It is a transcript of the gene Usp, whose product is annotated as retinoic acid receptor RXR. The transcript has 6 exons. Gene Ontology annotation, cellular component: nucleus; activator ecdysone receptor complex. The record is from RefSeq and is a predicted model, not a curated record. Gene Ontology annotation, biological process: cell differentiation; positive regulation of transcription by RNA polymerase II; cellular response to ecdysone. NCBI's taxonomy places the organism in Eukaryota, Metazoa, Arthropoda, Insecta, Hymenoptera, Vespidae. The coding region runs from base 579 to 1799 and encodes 406 amino acids. Gene Ontology annotation, molecular function: RNA polymerase II cis-regulatory region sequence-specific DNA binding; nuclear receptor activity; nuclear steroid receptor activity.